Messenger RNA from Tinamus guttatus (white-throated tinamou), 1116 nucleotides. The record is from RefSeq and is a predicted model, not a curated record. NCBI's taxonomy places the organism in Eukaryota, Metazoa, Chordata, Aves, Tinamiformes, Tinamidae.
AUGCAGUUUAUGUUGCUUUUUAGUCGUCAGGGGAAACUGAGACUUCAGAAGUGGUAUGUCCCAUUAUCUGACAAAGAAAAGAAGAAAAUCACAAGGGAACUUGUUCAAACAGUAUUAGCCCGCAAACCGAAAAUGUGCAGCUUCCUGGAAUGGAGAGACCUGAAGAUUGUCUACAAAAGAUAUGCAAGCCUUUAUUUCUGCUGUGCUAUUGAAGACCAGGACAAUGAGCUAAUAACUCUGGAAAUAAUUCAUCGCUACGUAGAACUUCUUGACAAGUAUUUUGGCAGUGUAUGUGAACUUGAUAUCAUCUUCAAUUUUGAAAAAGCCUAUUUCAUUCUGGAUGAAUUCCUUUUGGGAGGGGAAGUUCAGGAGACUUCCAAGAAAAAUGUUCUCAAAGCCAUUGAGCAGGCAGAUCUUUUACAGGAGAGCCAGAAUGAAGACUGGGGAGGUUUGUCUGAGGAUAUCUUAUGAUUAAGAGCAAUAUGGCAUUAGCCCUUUUGACCCCCAUCUAAAUGAUUGGAAGCAGAGACCCCACGUAGUGUUCUUGAAGAGAUUGGAUUGACAUAGAUCUUCUCGUCAGUUGAUGACAUCUCAGUGUUUCAUACUGUAAAUGUUCACUGCCUUCAUUGUAAUGUUUAGCUAAUGGUGUAAGAUGCUGUUUGUCAGUAUUACUGUUCUGCUAAGCUGCUUCAUUCGGGCCUACAACAAAAAUACUCCUUUGAAAAGGGAACAAAUUCAAGUCCAAAAAUCAAAAAUGAAAGGGAAUUAGAAGCAAAUUAAAUUAGCAUCUCUUUUCGCUGCAUUUAUAGGAUAAUUGCAUUUGACUUCUAUAAGCGUACUGUUUUUUAUAAGCAAACAACUUCAGGAACUAAAUGUAUCAUGACAUAGCAUAUCUGAAUGAAAAGAGACUACAUGGAUAACUUUAAAUUUUAAAAAUGUUACGGUGUAGAACUUGUGUUUAUGCAACCAAAGACUUCAGUUCAUCUACAUUUUAAGUCAACAGCUGUGAUAGUUCUGCUUUAUUUCCAUUGUUGCAUAAAAGUUGGAAAUAACUGUUUACUACUGAAUUUGUCAUUAUACCAAAGAAUCCUAUUAGGAUCUGCUUGUCAAACUGGU